GGUUCUCGUCGGGGUUUGUCAACGUGCUGCUUGUGAACGCACCCUGUCGCGCCCCCUCUGAUUGGACGCACAGCCGGUGAGGAGGAAAAUGGGGGACGACCUGGGAGACGAGUGGUGGCAACACGAGGAUGCAUCUGAGGCGGAGCAGGAGGAGGAGACGGAACAAGAAAAACCUCCGACAGACAAAACUAUCACAAAGACAAAACCAGAGAAAAGGAAAAAGAUAACUGAGACAACAGAUGAAGCUAAGAAGAAGAAAAAGAGUGAAGAGAGUGAGUGUGUAAUCCCUCAAAAGAAAGAGACUGAGGAUGAAAAGUCAACUAAACCCAAGAAAAAGAGGAAGAAGAAGAAGAAGACCAUCACAGACGUGUUGGCCACCUCUGAGCCGAAGCCGGGCUGUGCGGCCGACCUGCAGAGCACGGUCUCUCUCUACUUCUCAGACAAGCGCUCUGUGAUCGAACAGGAGGAGCUGAACCUGCAGGACUCCGGCUUCCUGUCCUGUAACGACUUGACGCACACCCUCUCCUCUUACCUCAAACUGGUUUGUCCCAAAUGGGCAAAGAUUCAGAAGCAGCACACAGAGAAGAGCUCUGUGAUUCUGCUCAUCGUCUGUAGCUCUGCUCUCCGAGCCAUUGAGCUCAUCAAGCAGCUGACCACAUUCAAGGGUGAAACCAAAGCAAUGAAACUUUUUGCAAAACAUAUCAAGAUUGAGGAGCAGGUGAACCUACUGCAGAAAGGCGUCACACACAUUGGCGUGGGGACACCAGGCAGAAUCAGCGCUCUCAUCCAGAAAGAUGGUUUGACCCUGAAAUCACUGAGGUACAUGGUUCUGGACUGGAACUGGAGGGACCAGAAGCUCAGGAGGAUGGUAGACAUUCCUGAGAUCAAACUGGACUUCAUGAAGCUGCUGGAGGGCGGCAUCCUGACUGGCUGCAGAGAAGGCAAACUCAAAAUUGGACUUUUUUAACUGCACAUAAUAAAAAACUUGCAAACAAUCCAUGUGACGACUUGAUGUUCAAAGCGAUGGUGGACCUGACAACAAGCCGAGGGGCCUCUUCCUGUUUGAUUUCCUUUUGUGUCUGUGUGAAACCUGUGUUGUGCUUUUAACUAUUCUCAGAGGUUGUGUCGAAUGUUUGUUCACUCUUGUAGUUCAACACAAUGUCCCAGUGUCAUGCAUUGAAUAAACGGACUCCGAAUGGAA
Molecule: messenger RNA, 1201 nt
Organism: Hippoglossus stenolepis (Pacific halibut)
Lineage: Eukaryota; Metazoa; Chordata; Actinopteri; Pleuronectiformes; Pleuronectidae
Gene: cmss1
Product: cms1 ribosomal small subunit homolog
Exons: 10
Coding region: 89-967 (292 amino acids)
Cellular component (GO): 90S preribosome; nucleus
Source: RefSeq, a predicted model, not a curated record